Lodderomyces pseudojiufengensis is the source of this 558-nucleotide messenger RNA. RefSeq names its product Arf family GTPase (gene ARL1). Gene Ontology annotation, biological process: vesicle-mediated transport; intracellular protein transport. Lineage: Eukaryota; Fungi; Ascomycota; Pichiomycetes; Serinales; Debaryomycetaceae. Gene Ontology annotation, molecular function: GTP binding; GTPase activity. The transcript has a single exon. The coding region runs from base 1 to 558 and encodes 185 amino acids. The record is from RefSeq and is a predicted model, not a curated record. Gene Ontology annotation, cellular component: Golgi apparatus; cytoplasm.
AUGGGCCAAGCGUUUAGUUUUGCGAAUAUAUUUGGUAAACUAUGGGGUAUACAAAAGGAAAUAAGAAUACUUAUACUAGGAUUAGAUGGUGCAGGUAAAACAACAAUAUUAUAUAGAUUACAAAUGGGAGAAGUAGUAACUACAAAGCCAACAAUAGGAUUUAACGUGGAGACAUUAAAGUAUAAAAAUAUCACAUUGAACAUAUGGGAUUUAGGUGGUCAAACUUCCAUAAGACCUUAUUGGAGAUGUUAUUAUAGUAAUACGUCAGCAGUAAUAUUCGUUGUUGAUUCAACAGAUAAAGAUAGAAUAGAUACUGCUUGUAAAGAAUUACAUACUAUGUUAAAAGAAGAAGAAUUACAAGAUUCAGCGUUAUUAGUUUUUGCAAAUAAACAAGAUCAAAAUGGGGCAAUGUCAGCAGCAGAAGUUUCACAAGCUUUGAAUCUAACCGAUUUGAAAGAUAGAAGUUGGAGCAUUGUUGCUUCUAGUGCAAUAAAGGGGGAAGGAUUGAAUGAAGGGUUGGAUUGGCUAAUGGAUGUAAUUAAGGAUGAACAAAUGUAA